Messenger RNA from Nicotiana tabacum (common tobacco), 1227 nucleotides. NCBI's taxonomy places the organism in Eukaryota, Viridiplantae, Streptophyta, Magnoliopsida, Solanales, Solanaceae. The record is from RefSeq and is a predicted model, not a curated record.
AUGGCACACUCUAUUGAUAUUACCCAAAUAGAUCACGGAACUCCACUGCUUCGUCAAGCAACAAAAGAUGAGAUAGAAGAAGGGAAGAAGGUGGAUACCAAUAAAUCUGCAAAUCAAAUCUUUGAGGAAAAAGUAAAGGGCAUGGACAAUUCGUCUGUCAAAUCCAUUACCAUAUUCAAAGUAAAUGUUGGGUUACGUGAAUCAAAUCCAGAUGCUUAUACCCCAAAGAUUAUCUCCAUUGGUCCUUACCAUAACAAAAAUCCUCAACUUGGCUCAAUGAAAAAAUAUAAACUGUUGUACCUACAACGGUUUCUCAAACGGAAAACGGAGAUUGAUGUGGAAAGUUGCAUCAGUAAAUUGGAGAAAAAUAAAGAUGAAGCACUAAAGUGUUAUGAUGUUAACAUUGACAGUGACAUUGUUGUCGAAUUUUCACAAAUGAUGUUGCUUGAUGGCUGUUUUAUAGUCGAGUUUAUUCGAGAGUGUUGUGGAUGGAAGCCAACAGAAGAAGACGAAAUCAUCAACAGGGAAUGGAUGAUGUUACAAGUAUGUCGAGACAUGUUAUUACUAGAAAACCAACUACCUUAUUUUGUACUCACCAUGUUACAUGAAAUGACUAAGUAUCCUAAAGAACCAAACUUGAUAAAGAUGGUGAAAUCCACAUUCCCUGAUCUUUUCCCAAAUAAGAAUCCUGAAAUAAUUGAUGGUACUGCGCCUCAACAACCAGACCAUUUACUUGAUGUGUUACACAUGUUGUCUCGCCCAUCAAAAAUGAAAAAUACUAGCAAAACCACGAAUGGUAGCACCCGAAAGGAAUGUUGUAACAUAAGUUUUUUGGGGAAAAUUUUGCAAAUAAUUAGGUCAAAAGAAAUGCCAGACGAAAUUAGUGGUUGGGAAUGCUGCCAAAUUCCAAGUGCAACAGAACUUUAUGAAGCUGGAGUCAGCUUCCAAAAAUUAGGAGCUUUGGGAAAAGAUAGUAUGGAUAGAACAACUAUAUUCGAUAUCAAGUUUAAAGAUGGAUUGUUUGAAAUCCCUUGUUUUGCAGUUGAGGAUACAUUGGAAACUUUCUUGAGAAAUAUGAUAGCUUAUGAGCAGCACUCGUCUAGUUUACAUCUAAGAUAUUAUACGGAUUAUGGUUGGAUAAUGAGUCAACUUAUUGUCUCACAUAAAGAUGUGAAUCUUCUUCGCCAGAACGGAAUUAUGCUUAACGAGAUAGGACAUGACAAACAA